AUGGAUGCGAUCGAUGCUGCGACUAGAUCUCCCAAGGAGUGUGAAGAUCGCCAUUGCCCAAAUGGUGAGACUUUCGUGAUGCUGGUGAUGGCGUCAAGAUCUUUGAUCGACUCGGAUCCAGGAGGCGUGAUGAAAUACAACGGAACUUGUUAUUGCGAGAAGUUUCCACAUUUAGAUUAUGAAUUUGAUGCCAACGGGAAGUUAACUUGCUACUGCACCAAGAACUGCCCUCAUGGUUUUUGUGCCGGACAGAGAAAACCUGUCAAGUGUGUACAGGAGAACAAGCAUUGUCCGAAGAAGGAGCAUCCGAUCUUGGCACUGGAGAACGGGGAGUGCAUCUGCAAGACUCAUCCGUGUGCGGCAACGAAACAAGCUACUUGUGAUUCAGAAAUGUUUCCGAUGUUGGAUUACAGCUAUGACGAGAAUGGCAAGUUGGACUGUUUCUGUCGUCGACAUCCGUGUCCGGCGUUUGCCUGUCACACGAAUCCUGAGACACCGGUGAUUGCGUGGGAUCAAGAGGGGAAUUGCUUCUGCCAAGCAAAAGAGCAUAACGAACUAUGA
This is a messenger RNA of Guillardia theta CCMP2712, 561 nucleotides long. RefSeq lists its product as hypothetical. The record is from RefSeq and is a predicted model, not a curated record. The transcript has 7 exons. The coding region runs from base 1 to 561 and encodes 186 amino acids. NCBI's taxonomy places the organism in Eukaryota, Cryptophyceae, Pyrenomonadales, Geminigeraceae.